AUGACAGGGUUCAGCUCAUCAUGUGGAGCAUGCAAGUUCCUAAGGAGAAAAUGCACGCGUGAUUGUGUAUUUGCUCCUUACUUUUCCUACGACGAGGCUCCAACCCAUUUUGCAGCGGUGCAUAAAAUUUAUGGUGCUAGUAACGUCUCAAAGCUAUUGUCUCAUCUUCCAAUCCAUAAUAGAAGUGAUGCUGCCAUCACCAUAUCUUAUGAAGCCUUGGCUCGCAUGCAGGAUCCUAUAUAUGGUUGUGUUGCUCAUAUCUAUGCAUUGCAGCAACAGGUUGCCAGCUUGCAAGAGGAGAUAGAUACUCUUGGAAGUCUAAUGGCAAAUUCCAAGGUUAGUGUUGUCAAUUGUGGCAGUGUCCAACCACCAAUGAACUCAAACAACGGAAUACAUAGUAUUUUGCAGCAUGAUGAUACAAGGACACAAUAUUAUCAAAAUCAAAUGGCUAAUUUUCUUUCACAAGAAGGAAGUGCCACGGUUUACCAAAGUUUGGACAAACAGAUGGAUAUAGAGCUUCCUAAUGUACACGGAUUUGAAGAAUCUUCAUUUGGCGAUUGCAAUCCCAAUCCGUUAGAACAGUUCCUAUCUGGAAUUGACCAAGAGGUCUUCAUGAAUCAUCCAUGGUUCAAGCAUAAUGCAAACAUAAAGAACUAG
This is a messenger RNA of Abrus precatorius (Indian licorice), 657 nucleotides long. RefSeq names its product LOB domain-containing protein 33-like. The record is from RefSeq and is a predicted model, not a curated record. NCBI's taxonomy places the organism in Eukaryota, Viridiplantae, Streptophyta, Magnoliopsida, Fabales, Fabaceae. Gene Ontology annotation, cellular component: nucleus. Gene Ontology annotation, biological process: positive regulation of DNA-templated transcription; hormone-mediated signaling pathway. The transcript is spliced from 2 exons. The coding region runs from base 1 to 657 and encodes 218 amino acids.